Messenger RNA from Ceratitis capitata (Mediterranean fruit fly), 1839 nucleotides. RefSeq names its product protein YIF1B-B (gene Yif1). The transcript is spliced from 4 exons. Gene Ontology annotation, cellular component: Golgi membrane; endoplasmic reticulum membrane; COPII-coated ER to Golgi transport vesicle. The coding region runs from base 163 to 1410 and encodes 415 amino acids. Lineage: Eukaryota; Metazoa; Arthropoda; Insecta; Diptera; Tephritidae. Gene Ontology annotation, biological process: endoplasmic reticulum to Golgi vesicle-mediated transport. The record is from RefSeq and is a predicted model, not a curated record.
GGCCACAUGCCUUACAGUCUAAUAAGAAACGUCACGGCGGCUAACAGCUGCCAGGGUCUGUCAAAUUGAUCUGAUUGGUGAUGUGUACUAGCAGUUUAGAUACUUACUGAUAUUUUGAUAAUUAUUUUGAAAUUGAACCAAGUGCAUUUAUAAAAGGACGAAAUGAACUACAAUCCAAAUGCUGGGAUCCGGAACCGUAAGUGGGAAAACUCUCAAGGUCCAUCCCGCAAGCCAAAACGUGUUAGUGACAUCAAUGCUAUGGGACCAUCAGCGCCAGUGGGUACAUCAAUGCCUUAUAUGCAACCAACUGUUGGUACAACAAUGCCAGAUCACACAGCAGGUGUAGCUGCUACAUACGGCAUGAUACCACAACAACCUACGACAAAUUUUGGUAAUUUCAACACCACUCCGGCUCCAAUUCAAAAUCAAAAUUAUAACUAUGCUGCACCACCUACUUCUCAACCAUCCACAUUCGCGACUGGACCAAAUGUACAACCACAAUUUGCUGGAAAUAUGCAAAUGGGUGGCCAGCCAGCACCAAUGGGUGUACCCGGCACACAAGGACAAUUUCCCGGUGGAGUACCACAAUUUGCUAUGUUUCAACAACCUAUCGUGCAAGAUAUGGCCAUGCAAUAUGGCCAACGUUUAGCCGAUCAAGGCAAACAGUUGGUUGAAAAUCAAUUUGAGAAAUGGGUAUCAGUUGCCAAAUUAAAAUAUUAUUUCGCAGUUGAUAAUAAAUAUGUCAUAAACAAAUUACGCUUACUAUUCUUCCCGUUUACACACAGGGGUUGGUCAUUGAAAUAUGAUCAAGAGAAUCCUGUGCAGCCACGCUAUGACAUCAAUGCUCCAGAUCUAUAUAUACCCGCAAUGGCUUAUAUAACAUAUGUUGUUGUUGCUGGUCUAAUGCUGGGCUUACAAAAUCGUUUCUCACCCGAACAGCUGGGUAUACAAGCGUCUAGCGCUUUGGCUUAUAGCAUUUUCGAAUUGGUUGUCUACUCCAUUACACUGUAUGUGGUGAAUAUAAAAACGAGUCUGAAAACCUUGGAUCUACUUUCAUUUGCUGGUUACAAAUUUGUUAUAAUUGUUGCCUGUUUGCUGGUGAGCACACUUUUCCAUGGCGUUGGCUAUUACGUUGCACUACUGUAUACAAGUCUUACGUUGGGAUUCUUUUUGCUGCGUACACUCAAGACCAAAGUGCUGCAUGAUGCAACACCAGCAGCCACAAGUGGCGCUAUCAAUUAUGACCCCUACGGCAAUCCACAGCAACUUGAUUACACAGGCGGACGUAAACGGAAACUGUAUUUUUUGUUUUUAAUUGUAGGCGGCCAAGCAUUCUUAUCAUUUUUAUUAUCGAAACAUUUGUACUUUCCGGAUGCAGCGACUUUAGAAGUUAAAAAUAAUCAAUUUUAAAAUUCAUACAUGUUAAUUUCAUCAUAUUUAACCCCACUUUGAAAGCAGUGAAUACGUUUCUUCGGUUUCCAUGUUUGUUAUAAGCUGCUUAACGAUAAAAAUGUCUUACUAUUUUUUAUGCAAAAACUUGUGUCUCAUUUAAAAAACGAAAACUACUGUAAUUGUGUUAAUAGUGUAAAUCUCUAAGGUGCAUGAAAUGAAAGAAAAAACAUAAAAUUUAAAAGGAGCGGUGUGAACAAACAUUUUUUAUUGGCAGUUUUGUAAAGUAGCAUUGGUAGUGACGAAAAUAGAGAUUAUUAAUUAGAAAGCUGACUUAAAGAGAGCGAAUAUACAUACAUACAUAUUAAAUCCAAUUCCAUAAUGUAAGCAUAUUUUUGUUAGCAUUUUUCUGAAAUAAAGUUGAAAGAAUUCUCAAAUUGUGCAAUUUAA